GUCCGAAAAGCAGCGGUAAAUUUCGAAAAUGAAAUAACAGAAAAUCCAUCACAUUAUAUGGAAUUAUUGGCAUAAUCGAGUAUGGAUACUUCAAAGAUGGAUUCGAUGGAGGGGUGUAAUGAGCCGAUACCCAGUCGAAUUGCUAGACUGAACCAGAUGGUUUGUGGGAAACCAUCAGCAGUAGGGAGAAAGGCUUUAGCAUCGAGAGAGGCUUUACUUGAUGCCCUUUUUGUGCUGUUUGAUGAGUGUCAACAUACAGAACUCAGAAAUAACACAUACAUCGCAAGCUUCAUAUCAAAAUAUGAGAAAACUAUAAACAAUCUAAAGCAGCUUCGUAUCAACCUGACUGACUUUGAGGCUAAAAAGGUGAUUGGUCGAGGUCACUUUGGUGAUGUUGAAGUGGUUCGAGAGAAACAGACGGGGGAUAUAUAUGCAUUAAAGGUCCUACGUAAAAUGGACACCCUUAACCAACAUGACGUUGCAUUUUAUGAAGAAGAGAGAGACAUUAUGGCAAAGGCCAACAGCCCUUGGUUGACUAAACUACAAUAUGCAUUCCAAGAUAUUGACCAUCUCUAUCUUGUUAUGGAGUUUCACCCUGGGGGUGAUUUCCUUGCAUUACUGGGCAGGUUCGAUGAUAUUUUGGCAGAACCCAUGGCCAGAUUCUAUAUUGCAGAGAUCACUCAAGCAAUCCAUAGUUUACACAAUAUGGGAUAUGUUCACAGAGACAUCAAACCAGAGAACAUCCUUAUUGACAGAACUGGACACAUUCUACUCGCUGACUUUGGAUCUGCUGCAAAACUCAACAAAGACAAAAAGAUCGAUGCCAAAAUGCCUGUUGGAACACCUGACUAUAUCAGCCCUGAGGUCUUGCUGAGUAUGAACAGUAGCGGGGGAAGCAAGGCAUAUAGCCUUGAAUGUGAUUGGUGGUCGCUGGGGAUCGUUAUGUAUGAAAUGUUGUUUGGAAUUACGCCAUUCUCAGAUGACUCCAUGGUUAAGACUUACAGCAACAUCAUGAACUUUAAGAAGAACCUGACUUUUCCCAAGGGUGAAAAUGUAUCAAAAUCAGCGAGAGAUUUGAUAAAGAGGCUCUUAUGCAAGGCAGAGGAUAGAUUCACAUAUAAACAGAUCUGCACUCAUGAUUUAUUUGAUGAUAUUGAUAUUACAAAUAUCAGACAAACUAAGCCGCCAUACAUUCCAACUGUAACGGGUCAAGAUGACACCUCCAAUUUUGAAGAGUUUGACAAAGAGCGGGAACAUCCAUCCUUCCUCGAUGAUAACUCUAGGAAGAUUUUCUCGGGUCGCGAUCUUCCAUUUGUCGGAUUCACCUUCACAAAGCCGUUAGAAGGGGAAAGAAGUCUAAAAUCACAGGAGAGUUUCUCCAGCCCAAGAGUGAGUACAAAACUGGAACAUAAGUUGACCAUCAGAUCCAAGGAACUUAUGACUAUGAGGGAGAAAUAUAGCAAGUUGGAAGAAGAGGGGUCCAGUGCAAAAAUGAUGAAAGAGAAGGUCAGUGGCCUCGAGGAUGAACUAUUAAAAGUUAGAACAGAAAGAGAUGUCUUUGAGAAAGACCUUGCAACGUACAUCACAGAAAUCAGUAGUUUGAAAAGGUUGCUAGAUUUAGAGAAACAAGAGAGACUGACCACUGAUAACAGAGCUAUGCAACUACUAGAUGAGAUAAGGGAACAAAUGGAGGUUGCUGAAAAGCUGAGAACUGAAAACAACCAGGUUGAGUUGGAAGAACACAAAGAGAUUAUAGCUGGCCUGGAAGAUGAAGCUCUAGAAAUGAGGUGUAAGAUAGAGAAACUGGAGAAAGAGCUGCUACGUAGGAAACAAGAAGGCACCAAGGCCCAGUCAACUAUAUCUGAACUCCAAUCAAAACUAGCCAAGGCCAAGACUGAGAAGAGGAAGAGCAGCUUUGGGAUGAAUGUGUUACUAGAGAAACAGAAGGAGACAUACUUGGCACAAGAGAAAGAGCUUCAGAGUAAGCUGGAGAAAGCCAUCAAAGACAGCUAUGACACUCAGAAUAUGUUGAAAGAACUCAGAGAUGCCAAGGAAUGUCUAGAACUAGAGGUGACAGAACUGAGGGAGCAGACAAUGUCCCAGAGUAUGAUGGUCGAUCAGCUACAAGAGAGUGAGCAUAAACGCAGAUCAUUGGAAAUCCAGAUGACAAGUUUUGUUGCUUUUGAAUCUCGUGAAAAUAGGCUGAAAGAAGAAAUUGAGGCUAAACAAGAGGAGAUACUGGAAUUGAAAGAGGAGAUACAGAACAUGGAAGAGAGUUUCCAAAGCAAGGAGAGCAGCUACAAACAGGUGGAGACAGUUCUUAGACAGAAGGAGAGGCAACUUCAACUGAAAAUAAAUAAUCUUGAGGGACAGAUUCGAGAGAUGAAGGGAGAGAAGCGCCUCCUAGAGGAAUCCAACAUCACUAUAUUUGAUGAAAAUGAAACCAUGCAGAAUACUGUAACUGACCAGGAAAAUAUUAUUGCUGACCUGAAAGCCACUAUAACAAGACUGGAGAAGGAGUCAACUUUACAACAGCAUAGUAGACCUGGCUCCUUCACUGUAACAUCAAAAAUAAAGUUCCGCAAUAAUUCAGAUGAAAAUCAAACAAUGAGCACGAUUAGUGAUAUCGAUAGCCAGUCAGGAAGCCAGUCUGACAGCCAAUCGGAAUGCUCCGUUGAUGACGUUGAAGGUCCUAUAGUACACAGGUCAAAGAUCAUGCAAGUUACUCUGCAAUCGAGGUCAAGGUCACCUGAGCGACGUUCAAAUUCAAAGCAAGCAACUACUAUUAAAUCCUGCACGUCUAUGUCAACUUCUCCUGAGAAACGAACUAGUGUAGCUCAAAGGAUUAAGAUUCACGAAGAAAGUUCAUCAGGUCGAAGGUCAAACAGUACACAGGCGACCCCUAAAAGCAGCAGCUUAAACUUCAAGGAGGUUCGAAGUUACCAGUCAUCAGUUUCGGCAGGAACAGGCACCGACCCAACCAAUACUACAGAGACAUCUAUUCAGACGAGUCCAAUGCACAUUAAGCAAGAGCCAACAUUGUCUCAACUACGAGAAGAGAAAGUCCUUUAUGAGGCCAGAAUAGAAGAACUGGAGGCAAAAUUGGAGAAUGUGCAGAAGGUUGCAGACGAGGGUCGCCUACGUGGUGUGGAGGCAAGAUUUACACUAAGAGAGAAAACUAAGGAGUAUAAUGAAAAAUUAGAGAAGUACGAAACAGAACUAGAUGAAGUGAAAGAAAAACUAAGUGCUACUGAACUUAACCUUACAAGCUCCAAAGAACGAAUAAAAGCUCUGGAAGAAAAAGAGAGCUCUCUAAAAAAGAAGGUAGAUGAAUUAGCAUGGGAUGUGCGAAAGACGACGCGUGAAGCGAAAGAGAAGCUUGAUGACCUUCAGGCGGAACGAACUAAGUUUGAACAGAAAUGUAAAAUAUUAGAAGAGAAAAAUAAGUCCCUUCAAGAUGUUGAUGCGAAGCUACAGGAGAAAACACGAGAGUGUUCUACAUUGAAGCAGAACAACAAAGAGAUAGAGCUACAGAUCCAACUGCUCCAGAAACAGAAGAUCAAACUAGAAGGAGAGUUAGGGAGAGUAAAGGAUGAAGCACUUGAAGAGUCAAGGAAGAUUGGAUCAUCUGAUCAGCAAAUUGCAAGUUUGAAGUCAAUCUGCAUGGAGCUGGAGUCUCAAAUCACAGAUCUUGAGAGAAUGAAUGGAGAACUAGAGGAAAGGAUUGCCAAGAGUCUCCGAGAGCAAACUGAACAUAAACAACUCUGGACCCAUGAAAAGUGCAGUUUUGAAAGUAGCAUUGAGGAAAAGAGCAGCAAGAUUGGACGUCUUGAAAUACAAGUUAACUCUGAGAAACAAGCAAAGCAAGGGGCAGAGAAGAAGCAUGUAGAACUGAAGCAGUUAUAUGACACAGCCCAGGAGAAACACACAAAGGAGGUUGAGGGUCUAACAAAGCAGCUUCACGAUCAAAGUGACAGGGCCAGAGAGUUAAGCCAACAGCUGAAUGAGCUUGAGAGGAAACACAAUCUAUUGGAAGUGAACUACAAGGCUGCCAAGCGGAACCUUGAAGCAUUCCAGACUGAGAAUAUAGGACUCAAAGAAGAGGCAUCCAAGCUGAUCACGCAGACCAAGGAGCUAAAGGGAACAAAUAUGAAGUUAGCUAAUGGUUUAGAAGAAGCCUUGGACAAGUGUGAGAUAUAUAAGGAUGAGAAUGAAGAGAUGCAGCACCAAAUAGAUAGCCUCAUGAACCACCAUAGGAAUGAUAAAUACAAACUUGAGAGUACAAUGGGACAACAGACUAAGCUGAUCAGCUACUUGCAGGACAAAUGUGAUCAGCCGCAAACCAAGAAAAAGAAGAAGCUGAGACUUUUUGGUGAUAAAGAACGUGAAAGCCAUCUGCAGGAAUGGCAGGAGCUCCAGAAAACAGUAGAGGUCGAUCAUAGCAAGCUGCCUCAGACACCAAGCAUGCGUCGUAGAGCUGAACCAGUAGCGACCUCUAGUGUCCAAGAACAAUCCCAGACUCCCAUUGCACGCAAAGACAUCACCCUAAAAAAUUCAGAAUCUCUGAAGACCCCCAAGCAACCUACCAGGAAGUGUGAAACCCUGAAAACGCAUGGUUGUUGCGAGAAUAUGCCAGAACCUAACCCUGUAAGGAAUGUGAAUGUUAAAGUUAAAACCCUGCAAACGCUGCGUGCUGAAUCCAUGAUUCAAAAAGAUCCACAUGAUAAGUUUAAAAUGCCGAUUAAAGCAGGUACAAAAGGGAGAGGACGGUUGGGGACACUCACGAAAAAAGAGAGAAUGCAUCAUAAUAUCCCACAUAUGUUCACAACUGGAUUAAACACCAGGGCACGCCGCUGUGCAGCGUGUCUAGGCACAGUCCAUUUUGUGAAGAACGGCUCGAAAUGUACAGCAUGUGGUGUAAUUUGCCAUCCUAAAUGUGCAUCCUCUAUGCCUGCAACCUGUGGUCUUCCAACGGAAUACAUGGAACAUUUUGAAUUGCUCAUGGGGCAAGUGGACCGUAAGGGAAGUGGUAUUGGAGUUGACGUUGCCAUGGUGCAGCAAGGUUGGAUCAAAGUGCCAAAGGCUGGAAACCAUGGUUGGGAGAAGAAAUGGGCUGUUCUUGAAGACAGUGAACUUUGUAUAUAUCAGAAUGACAACACAAGUCAACCUGAAGAGAGGUUUGAGUUGGAUCCAGACAAUGGUGAAGUGACAGUUCACAGUGGAGUUCCAGCAGCUGAACUGACUAGUACUGCAAGCACUGAUCUGCCAUUUGUGUUGAGAUUGGAAUUUAAGCCAGUCACUACCUGCUGGCCUGAAAGGAGCAUGUACUUGAUGGCCCUUGACUUUGCUGAUAAACAGAAAUGGGUGGCAACCCUAGAAGCAGUUGUGGCACAGAACAGAUCAGAUGAUGCCUCCAAAAAUGCAAAGAUACAUGGCAACAUGUUGUUGUCAAUGGAUGAAGAGAUAGGAGACAGGAAAUUGGACAUUAACUGCACAUUGCUGUUAGAUCAAAAGCAUUUACUCCUGGGCUGUGAGGAGGGUUUGUUCUCGUUAGAUCUGACAGAUACAACGUCUCAGUCCUUGGUUGAGGUUGAGGGGAUUGGAGCCGUGCAUCAGCUGGCUCGUAUCGACUCCCAUGGUCUCAUCUUGAUGAUAUCAGCACGUCACGAAGUUCAUCACUGUCAUGAGAGACGUCUCUAUAUGCUGAACAUCCAAUCUGUAAAAUCGCGGGUCCAACAAGCAGGCACUGGACAACAGACAUCACUGGAGAUCCGCAUGGUAGAAGAUGUUCGAGGUUGCACGAUCUUCAACUAUAACAUGUUGCAUGAUGGGUUAUAUUGUUGCGUCGCAGUGCCGGAGAAAGUAGUGAUAUUGAAGUAUAACUCCACCUUGGCUAAGUUUGUGAUACAGCAGAAUGUGCCGACGAACCAACCAACAAGCUGCCUCCACUUCAGCCAUCAUUACAUCAUCAUCGGAUCGGACAAGUUCUACAAGCUCGAUCUUCUAACGUACCAAUUCUCUGAGUUCAUUGACUCCAGUAGCGACCCCUCGUUGGCGUUUGCGGCAUUCGGGGCUUCACAGUUUAAUAGUUUCCCCGUGGCAAUUGUUCAGCUUAGUCCAGAAGAGGAUGAUGAAUUUCUAUUGUGUUUCCAUGAAUUUGGUGUAUUCGUUGACAGAGAUGGUAAAAGGUCGCGGCAACAUGAUUUAAAGUGGAAUGGACUGCCAUUGGCUGUAGGUUACAAUGACCCCUACUUAUAUGUGACCCACUUUAACAGGCUACAAGUGUUUGAUAUAGCAGAUAACCCAGACGAUAUCAGCGAGCAGACAAACCUGGAUCUGGUCUGCCCGAGAUACGUUGGGAAAGCUAAGAUAGAUGGAGCUGUCUACAUCACGAGUAGCAAGGGAUGCAAGACACAACUCUACUGUUUCCUUGGUAACAUGUUUGAUGCAGUUAAAGAGAAUAUCCCAGUUAAGAAAGUAAAGAAAAGUCCAACUAAACGGAAAUCCAACGAAACCACCCAGGAGAAAGGAUUCAUUAGCCCCACAAAAAACCAACUCCACAUCCGAUCGUUGAGUGGGUCACCCAGUAAAUCUAAGCUGAAAAAACAGACCCGUAAUGUACCCGUAAAAUCAAGCUUCAGUUCUGUGACAUCCGAUGACUCCUUGACAUCAUUCGCAAGCACAGACACGGACUCUUCGCAAUAUGUCAUGAAACGUGCCGUGAUUACUAACACUGUUACGGUUCAUCGGAGUCCCAUGAAGAAGAAAGCAAAAUUCCUGGAAUCUGACAUAUAAGGAAUU
Owenia fusiformis is the source of this 6801-nucleotide messenger RNA. The record is from the annotation of a GenBank genome assembly. NCBI's taxonomy places the organism in Eukaryota, Metazoa, Annelida, Polychaeta, Sabellida, Oweniidae.